Molecule: messenger RNA, 432 nt
Organism: Microplitis demolitor
Lineage: Eukaryota; Metazoa; Arthropoda; Insecta; Hymenoptera; Braconidae
Product: carbonic anhydrase 2-like
Exons: 3
Coding region: 1-432 (143 amino acids)
Molecular function (GO): zinc ion binding; carbonate dehydratase activity
Source: RefSeq, a predicted model, not a curated record
AUGCAUAUUGUUCAUUAUAAUCGUGAAUUCGGCGAUUUCAAUUUAGAAAAUGGAGACGCAGUUCUUGUCAUUGGAAUAUUAUUCGAAAUAGGAAAAUAUUCAAAUGCUUUGUGGAAAAUAUUAGAUAAUGUUCACAAAGUUCAAGAGCCAGAAUCUGCAGGAGUUGAAAUAGAACCAUUUCCAAUUUCCGACUUUUUCGAUGAAAAUUCAUUUGAUUAUUAUGUUUCUUAUACAAGAUCUUUAAGAAAACCGCCAUGCAGUGAAGGUGUUACAUGGAUUAUAUUAAUUCCAUCAUUGGACGUAUCAGCCUCGCAGAUGAAAAUCUUUCGAUCUAUUAAAUUAAAUUGUGAUGAUGAUGAUCACAAUAAUUGUCCUCCUCAAACAAUCAAUGAUCGAAAACCGGGCAAAAAGGGCUGUCUAAUAUAUUCUUAA